Echinococcus granulosus is the source of this 609-nucleotide messenger RNA. Its product is annotated as universal stress protein. Lineage: Eukaryota; Metazoa; Platyhelminthes; Cestoda; Cyclophyllidea; Taeniidae. The record is from RefSeq and is a predicted model, not a curated record. The transcript has 3 exons. The coding region runs from base 1 to 609 and encodes 202 amino acids.
AUGGUCUCGUGCGAAAUGGCGAAACAGAGUCUCAAGAACUUAUUCAGAGCAUUCUCCUGGUACUUAGAGCAUUUGAAAACCGGCACCUAUCGCGUUUCGUUCAUCCACGGCAUUGAACCUGCGCAUUCCUCCCCGACAGUUGCAUUGGCCAUUGAGUCACCCCCAAUCAUGGUCGACGAUAUGAUAAGCGUGAUGGAGGAGAGCAUAAUUUUAGGCAGGAAGCUUGGCCAAGAAUACAUGAAACCGGCGAAGGUGGCGAAACUAUCAUACAAGGCUUUCUUGCACAUCGAUACCAAGCCUGGCUCAGCUAUUGUCCGGUCUGCAGCUAAACAUAAAGCACAGCUGAUCGUGCAUGGCUCUCGCGGUUUCGGAGUCAUCAAGAGAGCAUUACUGGACAAUAUUAGUGACUACGUUGUUCACAAUUCCACUGUUCCUGUAGCCGUGGUACCACCGAAGCCCGCGCAAAGUCGGAACAAAGACGCGAAAUGCUGCACUGGUGGCUGCGGCAUGCGAACUCGACCGAGAAGGAGCAGUCGUGAUGCUCCUAGUGUCCGUGUCGAUUUUCCUGUGACAGAAGCAUACACUUCCCUACUAAACUACACCAGAUAA